Phacochoerus africanus (Common warthog) is the source of this 1325-nucleotide messenger RNA. It is a transcript of the gene PPP1R35, whose product is annotated as protein phosphatase 1 regulatory subunit 35. Gene Ontology annotation, biological process: negative regulation of phosphatase activity. Gene Ontology annotation, molecular function: phosphatase binding. The transcript has 4 exons. The record is from RefSeq and is a predicted model, not a curated record. Lineage: Eukaryota; Metazoa; Chordata; Mammalia; Artiodactyla; Suidae. Bases 441 to 1253 code for a protein of 270 amino acids.
GUGCCCUUCUUUGAGAGAGAAAAGGAUGAGGUUUGGGAGUGGGAAACAGGGCCUCAGAUAAGGAUCAGAGUAGAUGCAAGCCUGUAUUCUUCAGGGCUCGCGUCAGACAGUCCAGGGACAGGUUCCAGCGGUCUUUCAAACUGAAGUCGUGGUGACUGGAUCGGGAGGACAAUUGGUCUUGAUGAGGACCCGUAGGGCUUCCACAGGCUUGGACUCUUAAGAUCCCAGCCCAGAGGCGGGGCGAGGUUGUGCGGGCGGAAGCCGACAGGGAGUCACGUGGACAGAGCAGCGGAAGUGACGCCUAGGAGCCCCCACAGGGCGGGGCGGGGCUGUUCCCCCUCCCGCCUGGGGAAGGGGCCAACGGUUUUCAGGAAGGGCGGGGGAGAGGAGGUGGUGAGGCCGCGCUUCGUGACCCUUGGCCCCCAGCGACCCCCGCCAAGAUGAUGGGCUGUAGGGAGUCAGAGCUGGAGUCGGUGGAAGGGGGAGAGGCCCUGGCGGCCCCAGGGCCACCUCCAACACCUCGCGCCCCGGAGCCCGGAGCCCCAGUGCCGGAGCCCGGCCUGGAUCUGAGCCUGAGCCUGAGCCUGAGCCCGCGGUCCGAGAGCCCUGGGCACCGGCGGCCCGACUGCAGCCCAGGACGGCGGAAGGGGCGGGCGGACCGACGGGGCGGGGCCCGCAAGGGGCGGCAGGUCCGCUUCCGCCUGGCGCCGCCCUCCCCGGUCAGGUCCGAGCCGCCGCCGGCCGCUGCCGCACCGAACGAGAAACCUGCGGCGUCGCAGGACCUGGGGGCGCCCGCGCAGCAGAGCAGCCUGGCCCUGAGCCUCGAGCUGCAGGCUGCACGGGCCGCAGCCAGGGGCCAGUUCGAUGCCGCGAAGGCCGUGGAGGAACAGCUGAGGAAGUCAUUCCAGACCCGCUGCGGCCUGGAGGAGAGCGUGGCGGAGGGGUUGAACGUGCCGCGCUCCAAGCGGCUCUUUCGGGACCUGGUGAGCCUGCAGGUGCCCGAGGAACAAGUUCUGAAGGCCGCGCUGCGGGAGAAACUGGCGCUCCUGCCGCCGCAGGCCCGAGCCCCGCCUCCAAAGGAGCCACCUGGGCCAGGGCCAGACAUGACCAUUUUGUGUGAUCCAGAAACACUAUUUUAUGAAUCUCCACACCUGACCCUGGAAGGCUUGCCCCCUCUCCGGCUUCAACUCCGGCCCCGCCCUUCAGAGGACACCUUCCUCAUGCAUCGGACACUGAGGCGCUGGGAAGCGUAGACCUGGAAGCUCCCUGGAUUGCUAGUGCACAUUUGUUAAAACGAUCAGAAUAAAGUGGUUUUGCUAACAAGA